This is a messenger RNA of Talaromyces rugulosus, 1176 nucleotides long. RefSeq lists its product as uncharacterized. Lineage: Eukaryota; Fungi; Ascomycota; Eurotiomycetes; Eurotiales; Trichocomaceae. The record is from RefSeq and is a predicted model, not a curated record. The transcript is spliced from 2 exons. The coding region runs from base 1 to 1176 and encodes 391 amino acids.
AUGAAUAUCCAGUUCUUGCCCUUGCAUGAUUCGGACAGUGACUCGUGGCUAGAGGUUCUGGAGGGAUCUCCAGGGCCGUCUUUGCCGGCGUCCCCUACUUUCCAGUCUAUGACAAGCACUGAGAGCCCCCUUUUUGAACUUGAAGUAACUGACAGUACUUCGGAAAGUGAUGGAAUUCCGGCCUCUGAUGAGAGUUCCGAUGAAAGUGAUUCUGAAAGCGAUUCAAAUCCCAACAGCCAUCUGCAGCAAAGUCUUACUCUGUACAGCUCAGCCGAGCAGAAUUUGCCAUCCCCAAUAGACAUACGUCUGCCACAACAGGUUCCUUUCCAGUCCCUGCUGGACAAACCUCUCAAUCUUGACCAUCCCGAAAUCGGCGACAUCAUCCGCCACUUCCACGAGGUAUAUGGGAAAUAUCUGAAUCGGUCUGACGAAACAGACUAUUACCAGUCCUGGCUAUCUUGGAUGUAUUGCAUGACAUGGAAUCAGAUCUGGCUCCUGGUCUCUCGUGCUCCUGACUGCGUGGUGCAUGCAGCAAACCACCUGUUUGGGCUGCGGAACCAUCCGUUUUGGUCGGGUAUAAAUGGUUAUCAAAGAGAGUGGCAUGCAAUGCACGCAGCAUGCCGUGAUAUUCUCACUUGGUGGAAGGAUAAUAGGCUGGACGGCGAGCCGCAUCGGAAUUCUUCUACUACCGGGAGUGAUUCGGCGAGAAACACAUUUGUGUUCUCCGCUGCAACUCCCUCUGACGAGAUAGAGCUGUACUAUGGCCUGUCUAUUCCACAAGAGGAUCAGGUUACCGAGGAUUCUGCUUCACACCGGGAAAGAAUUGUCAAUGAAGAUCUAUUACCUCUGAUUGAACGCCGCAUUGCAGAGUAUGAGCAAAUGCAAAAGGGACCAAAAAACGACCCUACCGAGUCCCACGACACUGAAAGCCCAUUUUUGAGUCCCUACAGCUCGAUACAAACCCUUACAGAUACCAAGGAAGACAAACUUGCCGCCCAUUCAGAGCAAAUGGAAACCCCACGCGCACCCCCGUGGCCACCACAUCAAGUCGUCAACUACAUCAUAAGCAAGUACCAGUGUUUUGAUAGACGCUCCUAUGAGGAAGUCGAUAGCUACGAAAUUCCCUUCGAGACUUGGGUUCACUGGAACCAGCAUAUGCACAAAAACCGCGUUUAG